AUGGUUGCUGGACUUGCCGAGGAAAGAAGGUCAAAUGUGACGAGAUAUCCAACCGGCAGUUCUUCUUCUGCGUCGAUAGCUGCCGAUUACUGUGCCGUGCUCGAUCUCUCCACAAGACAGUUACCCAAAGAGGGGGCCAGGCGUGUGGAUACGGCAUUGCCCGACGGUUCUGAAUGCAACACAUUAGCUCAUGAGCAGGCAAACGUGGGGUCAGCCGCCAUAACUUGUCCACCUGACUCGCCAAAGUUCGACACCGCUGGCGGAGUGGCGUUGGGCAACCAAGAACUCGAGGCCAUCCGCCAUUUCCGCGAUUCAUUUGCACCGUUAUACGUCACCAAGAACCCAGAUUACUCGGUCUUCUCCGUCUUGUUGCAGAUUGCAAAAGACGACGCGAUACUGAUGCAUCUGGUGAUAGCGAUCGGAUGCCGUGAGAUCGACUUCCGACGACAGUCAUGGCGAAAGAGAGAUUGUCGGCACCGAGAAGAUGACCAAGGGUGCGGCUCAGCGCAGCGGUCUCUCGGCCUGAGGCAUUAUUCCGUCGCCCUACGAGCCAUGUCUGCUCUUGUGGCAAACGGCCAAGCGUCCACCACCAACAUCGAUCUCGAUACUCUGACCAGUAUCCUUCUUCUCAUGAUCAUGUACGAGCAGAUUCACGGGGAUCCUAGAUGUCGGGGUCUCUCCACACAUCUGUUGGGGGCAUCGCUCAUCCUCGAGCGCUACUAUAGCAACGUGUUGGGGGACGUAACGUUUCUCCCUCAAGCUGGGGACAGCCAGCAUCAGCGAUGUGCUCUAGCGCGGAGAGCAAGGCCCGGAACCAGGACGCAUUUAUCACUGUAUUCUGCCCGACUCCUUGUACGCAUUAGUGGCAUGGACGUUAUCGCUUCAUUCUAUGGCUUAGGUGGUCAAGUCACGGGCACCCUUCUCAAGAUGAUGGCCGAAGACAAUGCCAGGCGGAGGAAAGCUAGCCCUGGGUUGAUGGACAGCCUUUCGUGGCUCCACCGUUAUUCAAACCCGCUCUAUCGCGCUGUCUGGGGAGAUGUAUAUCCCCAAACAGAGAUGGUUGACGACCUGGAGAAUCGAACUGUAUACGACCUUCUGGGGGCAUGUACCCAGCUACGAUUUAGGAUCUCGCAACUGACUGACGUCUUGUCCCGCGAUGAUCAUGGAGCUAAAGCUGCGCUCAUUGCUGGCGUUGAAGCCGCGAUCCAGGACAUUGGCCAUCGUUUCGCUGACCUUCUCGAAUUCCGCGGUAUUACACAGAGCUCAUCCUAUUCCUCCGUAUAA
Molecule: messenger RNA, 1284 nt
Organism: Scedosporium apiospermum
Lineage: Eukaryota; Fungi; Ascomycota; Sordariomycetes; Microascales; Microascaceae
Exons: 3
Coding region: 1-1284 (427 amino acids)
Biological process (GO): positive regulation of transcription by RNA polymerase II
Cellular component (GO): nucleus
Molecular function (GO): DNA-binding transcription factor activity; transcription cis-regulatory region binding
Source: RefSeq, a predicted model, not a curated record